This is a messenger RNA of Lacerta agilis (Sand lizard), 2640 nucleotides long. RefSeq names its product placental growth factor (gene PGF). Lineage: Eukaryota; Metazoa; Chordata; Lepidosauria; Squamata; Lacertidae. Gene Ontology annotation, biological process: vascular endothelial growth factor signaling pathway; sprouting angiogenesis; positive regulation of angiogenesis. The coding region runs from base 18 to 482 and encodes 154 amino acids. Gene Ontology annotation, molecular function: vascular endothelial growth factor receptor binding; chemoattractant activity; growth factor activity. The transcript has 7 exons. The record is from RefSeq and is a predicted model, not a curated record. Gene Ontology annotation, cellular component: membrane.
GGUAGCCGGCGCCCGCGAUGCAGCUCUUCGGGGGCUUCCUGGUGGCUCUCGCCCUGCGGGUGGUGGGCGCGCAGAGGCAAGAUGUGCUUCUUCAGAACAGCACCACUGAAGCGGCAGUUGUCUCCUUUCAUGACGUUUGGAACCGCAGCUCCUGCCAGCCCUUAGAGAAGCUCGUUGAUGUCGUAUCCGAGUACCCCAGUGAAGUAGAGCAUGUGUUCAGCCCUUCCUGCGUCUUCUUGCAGCGCUGCAGCGGGUGCUGCGGAGACGAGAGGCUCCAGUGCGUCCCGACAGAGGUAGCCAACGUCACCAUGCAGCUCCUGAAGGUGAAUUCAGAAGAACAAGCGCCCUAUGUGGAGCUGUCCUUUGUGGAGCAUAGGAAAUGUGUAUGCAGGCCUCGGCGAGAUGCUGUGAAGUCAGGGAGGAGGAGGAGACCCAAGGGACGCAGCAAGAGGAAGAGGGCAAAGCAGAGACCCAAAGAUUGAUCCUCCAGGUGGGACUUCUGAUGAAGGUGGCUGCUUUGUCAGCAGAUGGCAGCGCCACAGUGCCUGUAUUUAUUACUCUGUCCUCUUCAACACUCCCAUACACACAAGCCCAUCACAUUUUUGACUGAUGAAUUCAGGAGGGGCCCAUAGCAGUUCAACCACUUUCAAACCAUCCUGAGCAAACCAGGAAGAACAAAGGAAACAUCACAGCGGGAGCAGAUCAAGCCAAUGUGAACAGGAGGUGCUAACUGCACACAAGGAGGUUGACUGGGGGCCAGGUGAAGAGAAGAAGCCACACGUUUUUUCUAGGUUCUUUCCCUGCCUUCGUAUAUAGCUAAUAUUUCACACUGACACCCACAGAAUUGGAAUCAGAAUGGAAGUACAAGAAAAGAGCAGUUGGCCUAACUGGCAGGUACAGUAUUAUGCAGCAUGAACUUAGAACAAACUGGCCACAAACAGAAGCAGGUGCUUCCUGCUGAAUUGUCUGGAUGCUACAGUCUUGCUGGGCAGUGAGGUGUCAAAAUGAAACAAGUGGUUUGAGCAGAGUGUCAUCAACACUUGGCUAAGUCUUUUUGCUUUCCACCAAUUCUGUUGCAUUGAAAACGCUCUCUUAUCUCGCCAAGGACUCGUGUAUCAGAAGAAACCACGCUUUGUCAGCCCGAUACAUCUAAAAUACCUUCUUCCUUGAUGAACUAAAGCUGGAAGAGUACUUUGUCAGGUAGCAUCUUGGAAGCUGUGGAAAGAGUAAUUGUGUUCAGAGGCAGCAGAUCCUAUUCUGAAGAAACCUCCAGCACGUUACUCACAAAGGCAAGGAACCAAGGGAAUCAUGAGGUUGGAGAGACAGCCUUUGCAGAGCUCAAGUUGCUAUGGGUUUAGUGCACAAAUAUCAUCUUUUACUGCAUAAGUAAUUGGUUUAUCGAAAAACUAGUGCUGUAAAAUACACAAUAGAGAGAGUAUCUCCCAAAUCUAAAGGUUCAUGUAUCUGUAAAGUGCACAUAGUCACUUUUCCCAACAAAAUUGUAGCAGAAUCCUGUGCUUGGCAAAUCUGUCUUGUGCUGCUGUGUGUAUCAUUUGCAUCCGUAUUGUAACAUACGGUAAUUAACUAUGCAGGGUUUUGUUGAUAUAGCUGGUUUUGUGGUGGUUGGAAAAGACAGCCACAAGGGUAUGGGAGUGGAUGGUGCCACUCCAGCUCUAUCCUGCUUCCCACCCUCUCUCCGCUAAAUUGUGUUGCAUCUAACAGCUGGCUAUGUCAUCUCAAUGCCAAUGGCACGUUUGGGAAUGGGGGCUGUUGCCGGUUUAUUAGCACUAUCGUAUCUCAUUGCACAAAGUCAGUUUGCAGUCAGUCCUAUUGGAAAGGGUUGCAAAAUGUAAGUAACUGUAACAUAACAAUAGCCAAACUCUGAAUGAAUAAUUGUAAAGCAAUAGGCAUUCUAAAUUAGCUCUCACUGUUUGAAGAAAUAUCGGUGUCGUCGUGUCGUUUUAGGUUGCAUAACGUUGCCCGUCUAUAAAUCAGUUGCUGCAGUGCUGCUGAGUAUGUUACAAAUCAGUAUUAGAUUGUAAAAAUGAUGGCUAAAUAAUGAGGUGGUGCAUGACAAAUUAGUUUGAAGAACCACAUGAGAGUGCCUUAUUUAUCCUUUUGCAGAAGAAGAUGAUGAAUUGACCACUUGUAGUUUCAAAUAUGGAUAACGAUGCAUUUCGACAUGCAGCACAUCGGUUCUCCAGAAUGCCAUGGGAUGUGACAUAUAGAUGUUCAAAGUGAUCUAGACAAAACUGUGCGAAAUAGCAGUAGCUGUUCAUCAGGAUAGGACAUGCACCCUCAUGCAGUGAUUGUGCAAGAAUCUACAAUUGCUAGAGGUUCAUAGGGAAAACAAGAAAUGAAAUAUUCCCCAAUGUUCUCAGCAUUUGUAGAUUCUCACAAUAUCCAAUACAGGCUUCUUCUGCUGGAUACAGGACUAGAAGCACCAUUUAUAUGACACAAUGGAUUUGCUGUUUCUUGUAUAUGACAACCUGAUUGCAAUAUGGUCUUGAUCUUUAUCCUGUGGUAGAGUCUACUUUUUUAUGGGGUGUGGUGGGACUUAGGACUCCUGCUUUCUGUUCAGUGCAAUGAAGCAACAUUCCAAAUGAGUUCUAAAUAUAAUAUUGUUAUGGUUAAAACACA